Lycium barbarum (goji berry) is the source of this 2763-nucleotide messenger RNA. RefSeq lists its product as uncharacterized. The transcript is spliced from 7 exons. Bases 1 to 2763 code for a protein of 920 amino acids. Lineage: Eukaryota; Viridiplantae; Streptophyta; Magnoliopsida; Solanales; Solanaceae. The record is from RefSeq and is a predicted model, not a curated record.
AUGGAGGAGCAUGAUCAGAGUCUGGAACCUUGUGUGGCAGUCAAUGAAGGAGAAGAUAACAUCAAAGAUACAGAAAGAAAAAUGUAUCCAAAUGCUGAACAAUCAGUUCAGGAAACAAAAGAUGGGCAUAAAAGUGUGGGAGAAAGGGUUAAUGAAGGUGUCAUUGCUAUUGAGUUAGAUGAUGCUGGCAAAGAUUUAGAGGACAAAGUUGAAAGGUAUCAGGACCUCAUAAAAAAAAUGCAUGCUGAAGAAAAGGUUCAAGAUGGUGAUGGUACACAUGAGAAGAUGGGGCUAGGAGACAACAUUGAUGAUUUACAUGAUUUAGACUCAUGUGGGGAAGAAAUGCAGACUGAGGGUGCUGACAGGUUUGCAAAUGCCGGGGGGGAGUUGGUGGUUGCAGAUAGCUCAAUCCAGGAAGUUGAUUUGUCUUCUGAUAAUAAUAUGAAUGAUGGAAAUUUGAGCAUCUCUAUUAAUAACAAUGGCAUUAGUUCGUUUCCUCCUGAGAGGGAGGCGAUGAAGGAGUUGGCAGUUAUACAAGUGGAAAAGGACAAUGUGCAGCAUAUUCAGAGAUUUAGAAGGAGGCUAGGCAUGAGAUAUGCCCACUACAACUACAAUGGUAAAUUAUGGUUCUUUGUGAAUGAUAAUAUGGAUGUAGAGAUCAUGCAGGAUCUAGAACAACAAAUAACUGUAAAGUUGUUGUUCCAAGAGUGGAAUAAGUCACUGAUGGUAACAAUGGUAUAUUCAAAGUGUGAUCAUAUGGAAAUAAUCCGUUUAUGGGAUAGUCUGUAUAGUUUGGAUGAUCACAUGGACUUGCCGUGGUUGGUAGGGGGUGACUUCAAUGUCAUUAUGAGUAAAGAUGAGAAGAUUGGUGGUUUACCUGUUUUUCCAAAUGAAUAUGAAGAUUUUGCAUUUUGCAUUAACUCAUGUGAGCUGUUUGACAUCAAUUAUAAGGGGAGUCUGUUUACUUGGUGGAAUGGGAAGGCAGGUAGUGAAUGUAUUUUCAAGAGAUUGGAUAGAAUGAUUGCAAACUCCAAACUACAGGAUUGGUUUGUACAUAUGGAAGUGGAACAUUUAUCUAGAACUGGCUCAGACCAUGCCCUUUUAUUAUUUACUUGUGGUGAAAUCUCACAUCACAUAAGGAAGCCUUUUAGAUUUCUGAAAUUCUGGACAGAACAUGAAUCAUUCUUAGAGGUGGUUAAUCAGGCAUGGAGCACAGAUUUUGAAAGUGAUGAGUUUAUCAGCUUUAAGUUAAAGUUGAAGAAAGUGAAAACUGCAUUAUCUGCAUGGAGUAAGUCAGCUUUUGGUGAUAUUUUCAAGCAGUUAAUAGUAAGGGAAGAGGUGGAGAGAAUUAAAGAAAAAUUAUAUGAAGAGGAUUCUUCUCCUAUGAAUAGGAUGGUGCUACAGCAAGCACAAGCAAAAUUGAAGAAGUAUGUUCACUAUGAGGAAGAAUUUUGGAGACAAAAGUCAUAUAUGACAAGUUUUGCUGAAGGAGACAGGAAUACAAGGUAUUUUCACAGUAUUGUGAAUGGUAGGAGAAAGAGACUGCAGAUCAAAAGAAUUCAGAAUCAGCAAGGGAUAUGGAUAAAAGGGGAUUCACUUUUGGCAGAAGAAGCUUGCUUUGAUUUGCUACAACAUGUUCCUAGUAUGGUUGAUCAGGAUACUAACAAUCAACUGGUAAGCAUGCCAACUUUGGAGGAGGUGAAGAAGGUUGUGUUUGAAUCAUCUGCAGAUAGUGCUGGUGGUCCAGAUGGUAUGAUUGGAAUAUUUUAUCAGUAUGGUUUUGUUAAGGGCAGAUGUAUCAUUGAAAAUGUCCUACUAACUCAAGAAGUUGUGACUGACAUUAGACUAAUGGGAGAACCAGCUAAUGUAGUGCUUAAGCUUGACAUGGCCAAAGCAUAUGAUAGGGUAUCAUGGAGUUACUUGAUCAGAGUUUUAAGGAAGAUGGGAUUUGCAGAAGUGUUCAUAGAUAUGGUUUGGAGGUUGAUAGCAAAUAAGUGGUAUUCCAUACUCCUUAAUGGCCAAGCUUCUGGUUUUUUCCACUCCACCAGGGGUGUAAAACAAGGAGAUCCACUCUUUCCUGCUUUGUUCAUCUUAUCUGCUGAAGUUUUAUCUAGAGCUUUGAACUCUUUAUUUAAGAACAAUGAGUUUAGAAGCUAUGGAAUGCCCAAAUGGAGUGCAAGUCUGAAUCAUCUUGCAUAUGCAGAUGACAAAAUAAUUUAUUCAUUUGCCGAUUCUAGGUCUUUGGAGCUGAUCAUGGAGGUAUUACAUUACUAUGAGCAGAGGCACUUUUCCUUUUACAUAUUUGGGUUGUCUGUCACACAUUCAAGGAAGAGGAAAGCUGAUUAUAAUGAUCUGAUUAAGAAAGUCAAGAAUAGGCUGCAGACUUGGAAAGGAAGAUUGCUAUCAUUUGGAGGAAAAGUUGUUUUGAUCACUAAUGUUCUAAUGAGCAUGCCAAUACAUCUGUUUUUAGCUAUCAAACCUCCAAAAUGUGUUAUCAAUGAUCUGCAUAAAAUAUUUGCAAGAUUCUUCUGGAAUAAUAGUGAGAAAGGCAGAAGAAGACAUUGGUCAUCAUACUUAAACUUGUGUAUGCAAAAAGAGGAAGGAGGAGUGGGCUUUAGAUGUAUAUUUGAUGUAUCUAAAGCCUUAUGUGCAAAACUUUGGUGGAAAUUCAGGACAACAAAUACUCUAUGGGAAAACUACAUGUGGAUCAAAUACUGCAAAAGGCACAGUCCUCAGAAUGUGCAGUGGAAGGGAGGUUCUUAA